This is a messenger RNA of Geodia barretti, 792 nucleotides long. The record is from the annotation of a GenBank genome assembly. NCBI's taxonomy places the organism in Eukaryota, Metazoa, Porifera, Demospongiae, Tetractinellida, Geodiidae.
AUGGCUAGUGAUUACGACUCGUUCGAUGCUUACGACUAUCUCCGAACCCGUUUCGGGGACGAGAGCGUCAAGGACCGCGUUCAGUUUCCGCUGGUCAAGCUGUACGAGCUAUUCCAGUCGUUUCCCCCUCGUUCUGGGACGGUUCUCGAGGUCGGCAGUGGACCAGUAAUACAGCACGGAAUCAGCGUUGCUGCGUUCGCCUCCGAGAUCGUGUUCAGCGACAUUUCCUCCUCCAAUCGCGAGGCCAUUCAGAAAUGGCUAGACGGAGACGCCGACGCCUUCAACUGGUCGCCUCAUUUCGACUACGUUGUCAAGACUCUCGAGGGAAAGGGCGAGAAGGAGGCCAGGGAGAGAGAGCAGCGAAUGAGAAAGAUCUCAAAAGUCGUUUUCUGUGACGCUCUCUCGGAAACACCCAUGGAGAAAGGCUACGAGGGUUCAUACGACGUGGUUCUUGAUAUGCAAUGUCUUGAUGCUGUAUGCGCAGAAAAGAAGGACUUCAUAAAGUGUGUAAGAAAUCUGCACUCCCUUUUGAAACCAGGCGGGAUGUUUGUUCGCGUUGCAACAAACGCUCUCUCUGAAACGAGGAAUCAAGUUUUGUGGAGCGUAGGUGGGAAAGAUUACACAUGUAUUCGAUUUACACACGAGUUUGUGACAUCUGUUUUGAGGGAGAGUGGUUUCCGAGAAGUCAGUGCAUCUUGGGCUCCACUUGAUCCAAAUACUACUGGCCAUUACCACGAGAUGGUGAAGAAGACCUCAGAUGGAUACCACUUCAUCACAGCUGUUAAGGAGUAA